AAACGAUUACCAUCUCACCCUCUUCAUUUUCUCCAUCUCCGGCGCCCAUUUAACUCAUGAUUCGUUUUAUUUAAGGCCCUCUCUGUCCUUGCUCGUUUUGCCGGGAAAAUUACAACUCUGUUCAAAAUGACUGCCACCGAUAAAGGCGCGGCGGCCGCGGCCAUUAAAACCGCACCGAGUGCAGGCAGUGAGGCAGAGACAAUAACUAAGCAGGAAGACCGGAUCGGAUUCACAGCUACAAUGAUGGCUAAAUACGGCGUCGACCUCACCAGCAGCUUCCAGCCUAAAGAUUUGAUCGGAUUCUCAGAUAAAACGAUGGAUACGGACGUCUCCAAGCUCACCGGCAUCGUCAAGCCUGUGCCGACAUUUCAACUAACUGCAGAGGAGAUAGCAAUUAAUGCCUGGCUCCCGAUGACCUCUUCAAGGAAUGCCAAAUGGUGGUAUUCCUCUUUCCACAAUGUUACUGCCAUGGUUGGCGCUGGUGUCCUCGGCCUUCCUUAUGCCAUGUCUCAGCUUGGAUGGGGACCUGGUGUGGCCAUGAUGGUGAUGUCAUGGAUAAUCACUCUAUACACAUUGUGGCAAAUGGUUCAGAUGCACGAGAUGGUUCCAGGAAAGCGUUUUGACAGAUACCAUGAGCUCGGGCAGCACGCUUUUGGUGAAAAGUUGGGACUAUGGAUCGUCGUUCCACAACAGCUGGUGGUUAUGGUCGCAGUGGAUAUCGUGUACAUGGUUACUGGAGGAAAAUCCCUUAAGAAGUUCCAUGACUUGGUUUGCAAAGACUGUAAAAACAUCAAAGUCUCCUACUUCAUCAUGAUCUUCGGUUCUGUCCACUUCAUCCUCUCCCACCUCCCCAACUUUAACUCCAUCUUCGGGGUGUCUCUAGCAGCAGCAGUUAUGUCAUUGAGUUACUCGACUAUUGCUUGGGGGGCUUCCGUAGACAGGGGCGUGCAACCGAAUGUGGAUUACAGCUACAUAGCUUCGACCACUAGCGGCACUGUUUUCAACUUCCUAAGUGGGUUGGGUGAUGUGGCUUUUGCUUUUGCAGGUCACAACGUGGUGUUGGAGAUUCAAGCCAGUAUCCCUUCCACAUCUGAAACCCCAUCCAAGGGACCCAUGUGGAAGGGUGUGCUUGUUGCUUAUAUCGUUGUGGCCUUGUGCUACUUCCCCGUUGCCUUCAUCGGCUACUGGGUGUUUGGAAAUGUAGUGGAAGACAACAUUCUGAUGUCCUUGCAGAAGCCUACCUGGCUCGUUGCUAUGGCCAACCUCUUUGUUGUUGUUCAUGUCAUUGGAAGUUAUCAGAUCUAUGCGAUGCCCGUCUUUGACAUGCUGGAGUCGUUGCUGGUUAAGAAACUGAAGUUCAAGAUAUCUUGGCAACUGCGUUUCAUUACCAGGAACAUAUACGUGGCAAUCACAAUGUUUAUUGGAGUCGCAUUUCCUUUCUUUGGUAGGCUGAUUGGAUUUGUUGGAGGAUUUGCUUCUGCCCCGACAACAUACUUCGUCCCAUGUGUGAUGUGGCUAGCCGUUUGCAAGCCGAAGAAAUACAGUCUUUCUUGGAUCACAAAUUGGAUCUGCAUUAUUCUGGGAGUUCUAUUGAUGGUUUUGGCACCUAUUGGCGGGCUACGGAAUAUCAUCUUACAAGUCAAAGACUACAAAUUCUACUCUUAAUUUUCAACACAAACUCGCUUUUUUGUUACAAAUAUUUAUACAAAUAUAGUGCAUUAAUUUUAUAGUUAAUCUCAAAAACUUCUGAGGGACUUGAUAGUUCCCUAUCCUUAGUGCUCUAGAAGUUGAUGAAGUACGAGGGGAAUGUAGAAAAUGAGAACCCGUUUGUAAUCUUAUUUUUCGGUUUAUCAAACUUAUCAGCCAACUUUUUCACCAAAUAUGUACCUUUCG
This is a messenger RNA of Cuscuta epithymum, 1893 nucleotides long. The record is from the annotation of a GenBank genome assembly. Lineage: Eukaryota; Viridiplantae; Streptophyta; Magnoliopsida; Solanales; Convolvulaceae.